Rhopilema esculentum is the source of this 4255-nucleotide messenger RNA. Its product is annotated as receptor-type tyrosine-protein phosphatase R. NCBI's taxonomy places the organism in Eukaryota, Metazoa, Cnidaria, Scyphozoa, Rhizostomeae, Rhizostomatidae. Gene Ontology annotation, cellular component: cytosol; plasma membrane; cell junction. The record is from RefSeq and is a predicted model, not a curated record. Gene Ontology annotation, biological process: signal transduction; protein dephosphorylation. Gene Ontology annotation, molecular function: protein tyrosine phosphatase activity; protein kinase binding.
CGCAGGAGCGCUCUAAUCAAAUCUAAUUUAUACAAUGAAGCUGCCGUUCCGCUUAAGUCAUGGUUUUUGACAAAAUAGCCGAUAUCUUGCCUUAUCAUGCGAAAUUUUCUGUGUAUUUUCAUUUUGAACCAGUUGCUACUUCAUGGCCACGAGUCUCGAGCAAUGGUUUUAACUACCACGACGGGAGGACGCCCGAUAAUAAAGACAAGUGAUGAAUUAUCGGCCACCUCCAGCUCAUCUGCAGAAAACGAUGAAGACGAUCUCGGACAUCUGGUUGUGAGCAAACUUUCUUUUCUGAAACGUAGAGCGACCCAGCAUGACGAGAGCUUUAAGAGAACUGUUCCCGACGCUUAUGUCCUUGUUAUUAGCCUUGGAAUCACAAAGCCCCAAUUAGAGUCAAGACAGAGCCAGUUUUUGCAGAAAAUAGCGCUGAGCACAGGGCAGAAGGAUGCGACAUGUGCAAUACUGGAUGCAAAAAAGGUGAAGUCAGCCUUACAGACCUUAGAAGUGUAUUGCAGAAAGACCACGUCGAAAGCAAGCGCUGAUGAUCUUAUCGAUGGCAAAGAUCUUGUAAGGCUUUUUGAAACAAAAAAGAUGGCAGGCUUCUUACAAGAUUACAACAUCACCAAGUAUUAUGUCAAGAGGAAUGUUGAAAUAAUGACCCUGCAUCCUAACAUCACUGAAGAGGUCUGGUUUCCAGUUGCAGCCGUUGCCACAGCAACCUUUCUGUUCAUGAUAGUCAUGGCUGUUGUUGUUUGUUUCUUCAAAAGAUCAAAAAAUAGAAAAGAUGGAGGGUCAACUAGCCAUUCGAACCGUGAGAAACAUGACACAUUUGUAUGUCACACAAUAAAGCCUAUUGAUACCAUGUCUCCUACAAUGGUGCAACCUCAGAUGAAAGACCUUUACACUAUCCAUGGCUCACCUCGUAAAGUGCAGAAAUGGUCCGGAGAUCGAGAGCACAAAAGACCCGGGCUUCUUCAAAGUCGACGUGGAUCGCAAGCUUCGUUGGUUAUUGAUCUGACUCCAGGGCAGAAUAUCAUAUCAAACCGAGGCCACGAAAGCCCAACUGAAGAAUCAUUGCUGAGUAUGUCCAAAUACAUGAAAUUUCGUGAUUUAGAAGACGAAAAAGAGAAUACAGAAUUACUGUUUAGGGAAUUUUGGGCUAUACCCACCAACACUGUGCAUAGAAGAGACAAACAGUCGAUGUCAAAUGCUAGUUUGAAAAAUAGAUAUCCUGAUUAUAUUCCUAAUCCAAAAACAGCAGUUCAACUAAAGUUAAUAAAUGGUGACCCAAACUCGACUUAUAUUAACGCAAACUAUAUCAGGGGAUAUGGUAACGCUGCCAAUAUGUAUAUUGCAACAGAAGGUCCAUUACAAAGCACAGUUGCGAAUUUCUGGCGGAUGAUUUGGGAACAAAAGUGCCAAAAUAUAGUUAUGAUAACAAAAUUAAAAGAGAAAAAUGAGGAGAAAUGCGCCGAGUAUUGGCCCAGUCCUAAUUCCAAAACCCAAGUAAAAUACGAUGAUAUUACUGUCACUUUUGAUUCUAAAGUUGACGCAGGGGGCUACGUCAUCACAAAAUUAUAUAUAAGUCACGGAAAGUUCUUAGAAGAGUCUCGACUAAUAACGCAUUACUGGUUUACUUCAUGGCCGGACCAUAAAGUUCCAAAGUCUUGCUCAGAUAUAAUUUCCUUAGCAAAGGAUGUUAGAAGUGCGGUUGAUACUGCGCAGCAUACAAAAGACUGUGGUCCUGUUGUUGUACAUUGCAGCGCUGGUCGCGGCAGAACUGGCUGUUUUAUUGCAAUUUGUCACGCCAUGGAACAAGUAGAAGAUGAGCAAGUUGCAAAUAUUCUCAAAAUAGUCAGCACGAUGCGUCUUGAUCGAGGAGGCAUGGUGCAGAAGGAUGAACAAUAUAUAUUUAUUCAUAAAACAAUUUACGAAUAUUGGAAAGACUUAAAGUCGCAUUCACCGUCGCUGAGCAGUAUUUUACCAGCUGGCAUUGAAACUGCGCAGGAGGAACAGGAAGAAUCACCAAACGAGGAUGUCUUUCAAGGCAGCCAUUUUGUGUGGUGAGGAAUAUUUUUAAAGAAUACCACUGAUGGUGACAAAUGGCUCUUGAUAAUCCCAGUUUCUCGUCUGCUACUGACUCUUGGCGUCUGGUGCCUUUAUUGAAUCGUAUAUCACCUUUGUUCCAAGAUGGCUGUCCUGACGUCAUAUUCGAAAAACCCUGCUGUAUCAGGUUCACUCGUCAUUGGCUAUUCGAAUAUGGAGCCUAGUGGGGUUUGCGAGGCACUAGUCAACAAGGGACACCUAAGAUGACCAAAAUUGGCUGUCUUCUAGAUAUUCUGAAAAUUCUGGGCACACAAUUACCCUCUGUCCAAUUCUACUGUUUGUGUGACAAUUCAUGCACUUAAGAUUUCUGAUAAUUAUCGCUGAAGAUUAUACUCAUGCGAUAAAUCUUAUACUUGAAAUUUUCCUGUUAAAAAAGAAGUGUAUAUUUAUUUCAGAUAUUCUUUACAGCUUUUUCCUGAACACCUGACUAUUUUAAACCAUUACAUGCGCCUCUCACUGAUCUCAAAAAACGGGGACUAACCUAAGAGAGAUCAUUUCUUGCAGCAAAGAAAUAUGAUUUGCAGGUCUCUUGUUAUUUUGACGGUCUCUUACAAUUUUACAGGCCUUAAAAUCCUCGUACUUACUUCCUUACAAUGCAAAUAUUGAAGAAUUUCAUGCACUAACUAGUAAAUAUCUUAGAAGCUUAUUAUAAUGAAUUCAACACAAAUGCACUUUAAAAUGUCGUAUAUGUAUAUUAAAGUAUCCGCUCCAUAUUUCAUGCUAAGGAUAAUAUGUCUUAGUCUAAAUUGCUGUACUCAGACUUAUAGUUGGAUCCCUAUUUAGGGCUAUUUCGAACAGUGAAUUAGGCUAUUGAAAAUCCAGCAAAAUAUGUGCUUGCUUGUAAAAUGACUUCGGUCGAUCUAGUAUCAAAGUGUUCUGAAAUUGAAUCUCUUGUACAGAGAAAUGCAUAAAGUUUCACUAAUUUUGGCCUGCCUUAGAACUCUUAGACUUGGUUAUUACUCAUACUGAAGUUUGCUCGUCUUUUGCGAUCCUACUUAAUCCUGAUCAGUCAUAAAGGCAGUUUCCUCUUAGUCUCGCAAAAUUGCUUUGUAAAAUAGACCGUCUUAUCAGCUUAGAAAUCAGUAAAUGCAACCUUAAAGCUUAAAAAAUAUAGUUCUUCUUACCACAUGUAAUUAAUACGAAAUCGUGGAAUAAAUAUUAUGAAAAUUUUAGUAUAAUAUUAAUAAUAAGCUUUAUCUAAAAAUGACUUAUUUGUUAUUUUUAUUUGUAAGUCUAUCUUAUGUUGUUUAACUGUGAGGUUUAAUUUUCAAACAUUUGUGUAGAAUAGUGAUAUUUAAAGAGGAGUGUUAAAAGUUGUUCCUUCAACUACAGAGAGGGUUUUCCUACUGUGCUAAAGCAGUAAACUUUAGUUUGGUUUCAAUAAUCGAAAAAAGGAACAACAAGCUUGAAAGACCCCAAGUUUAUUUUUUUUGGGCAAUUGCUAAAAAUUAUUUUCCCUAGCUCAUGUUUUCAUUAUUCGUUAAGCUUAUUCAAGUUGAAGGAGACCAUCACCCAAACCCCCAGUUUGUGAGCCAAGGUGCUGGAGCCAAUGAAUUCGUUUAAAUUACUUAUGCAUAGCAAUGUUUGCCACCUUAAUUCCAUAAAUGAUCAUAUAUAAUACAACAUAGAUUUGAAAUGUAACCACACCCUUCUCAAUGUUAUACUAUCCCAACCCUUUGCUCUGCCCAUCAGGCUGUAGAAUAUCCCUUUGGCAGCACUGACUCUUUUCUUAAUAAUUUUCAUAGAGAGGAGUACUUCUGAAACAAUGUCCAACUUAGGAGGAACUUUCUUAAGCCCUAAGGAAACAGCAUAGUUUAUAUCCACUCGUUGGCAGUAGGCAAGACAAGUUUAACUAUCCUUUGAAAUAUACCCAAAGUCAAUGGCCCUCUGUUGGCUAGGGUCCAAAUUUCCUUAACGCAAUAAAGAAUGAAUGAACAUCAUAUGAUUUUUAUCCUAAUCUAUAGAAUUUAAUGGGAAUUAAUCUCGCAAUGUAUUUUGUUGUAUAUUUGAUAAAACUAUCAAGUGUUGUAUUUAGGGUGUAAAAAUUAAUUAACUAGUAUCUAAAGAAAGGGAAAUUAUUUUUUAUUCACUAUGUGUAAGAAAAUGAAAUGUUAUGUUGGAAAAAUAUAUUAAAUGGUGUUUCAAA